Molecule: messenger RNA, 234 nt
Organism: Penicillium psychrosexuale
Lineage: Eukaryota; Fungi; Ascomycota; Eurotiomycetes; Eurotiales; Aspergillaceae
Exons: 1
Coding region: 1-234 (77 amino acids)
Source: RefSeq, a predicted model, not a curated record
AUGGAAUCGAACUGGCUGACUGCACGCAAUAAGCACACAUACGAAAAUGGACGCCGCUAUUAUGGCUUCAAGAGCGAAUUCCCCUUUCCAGACGACGAAAACGCUACCACAGCACACGCGAUGAUCAGCACCAUCUGGCAUCUUCUUCUAGACGGCAGAACCUUUAUUGCCCCCCUAGAUCCGGUCAAGAAAAGCCAUAAGUUUCUCGAGUUCGCUACCCGUAGCGGCUCCUAG